Brassica rapa (field mustard) is the source of this 717-nucleotide messenger RNA. RefSeq names its product F-box/kelch-repeat protein At5g39560-like. Gene Ontology annotation, molecular function: protein binding. The record is from RefSeq and is a predicted model, not a curated record. NCBI's taxonomy places the organism in Eukaryota, Viridiplantae, Streptophyta, Magnoliopsida, Brassicales, Brassicaceae.
AUGAAACCUGCCGAUGAAACCCUAGCUGAAGACGAUGAGAUUCUUGAAGACUAUUCCUUGGUUCCGAUACCUUCCUGUCACCAUCUUCAACACGUACCAUAUUUUUCCACCGUAGCUGUUGGUUCGGACAUCUACUUAAUCGGUGGACCCUACAAGGGGCCGCUAUCUUCACGUGUUCGUAUCUUUGAUUGUCGGAGUCACACGUGGCGUGACGGUCCAAACAUGUUGGUGGCCCGUGAGGCUGCCCAUGGAGCUACUGAGUUUCGUGGCAACUGGUUUCUAGCCAAUGUGUUUAGAGGAAAGAUAUACGUAAUUGCUGAGGAGGAGAACUUUGCUUAUGACCCAAAAGAAGGGACAUGGGAAGUUGUGGGAACGCACAAGUGUUAUGGACAUAUAGAUGUUUGGUGGUAUGACACUAAGAGUAGAGAGUGGAGAGAGGUCAAGGGUUCGGAUAUGGAAGUAUUGCAUAAAAGCGAGGAUGGCUUAGCAGGGCGGUGUCUUGUUCAAAUUGUUAACCAUGGUGGGAAACUAUUAGUUAUUUGGGUCCCAGGACUGAGGAAUACAAGGCAGAGCGGAAAAGGAGAAUUUGGUGUGCGAGAAUCGCAUUUGAGAAGCGCCUUGAAGGUGAGAUUUGUGCUAGCGGCAGAGAUAUUCGACGAGACCAACAUAAAUAGCACAGAGAAAUGCUCUUACGAGCUGUUGGAUAUCUAUGAGUAA